GCGCGCGCACCUGUCAAACCAAAAUAUUGAUCUGUCACAACAUCACGAAUUCGACGUGUUAAGCAGAAUGUCAUCUAAAAACGACAAAUAAAACCAGUUGUCCCGCUGUAAAUUGUUUUGAGUGACAUAUGGGGGAAAUAUCUACAGAGAACGGAAUGGAUCGCUGGACCUGUCCGAACGAUCGGCAAUUGGCGCUUAGAGCUAAACUGGGUGCAGGAUGGUCUGUGCACACGAACAAGUUCAGCUCAUUCCAAAAAGCCCAACACCUGAGUGCAGAGGAACAGGAACAGAUAAUGAAUGUGAUACAGAAGGCAGAUUAUCUCGAGUCAGUCGAACAGGAGAGAAUUGGUCGACUAGUAGAAAAGCUGGACAACAUGAAGAAAAACGCAAUGGGAAAUGGAACGACACAGUGUGUUUUAUGUGGUGACGAAUUCGGACUCCUGGGAGCAUCACCCACUUACUGUGACGACUGUCGAAAGGCGGUCUGUACAAAGUGCGGGGUGGACACGCUGAAUUGCAAUCGACAGCCACUCUGGUUAUGUAAAAUCUGCAGUGAAAAUCGAGAGGUAUGGAAGCGAUCGGGUGCAUGGUUUUUUAAAGGCCUGCCAAAAUAUGUCAUACCAGAGAAGAAAUCUGAAAGCAGUAAGCUGGGGGUAAAGAGCAAGCCAGAAUACCGGGGAACACCUAGGGCUCAAACUGGAGCUGUACAGACCUACAACAACUGGAGUAGGGGUCGGGGCAGUCAAGGUACAAGCUAUGGGGAGAGCAGCGAACAUGACUCCGAGAGCAGCUCGGACGAUGACGUCAGUAUUGGUCGACGGAAAGGACGCAAAGGCUCGGGUGAGAGUGAUGCUGGUAGUUUGGCCAGUAGCCAAAGUGGCCACAUUUAUUCUGGUGGUCAAACAAGAGAGAGCAAGACCAGUGUAAGUAGUGACCGAUACACUACUGACCGCCAUUCCUUUGACAGACAGCGUGGAAACGACCCCCACAGUGGAGAUAAGCAAUAUAGUGCUGACCGGUACAGCAAUGACCGUUAUAAUUCUGACCGACAACAAAGUGGAGAUCGUUAUGGCACUGAACGGUGUUCUAGUGACCGUUAUGGACAAUCACAGCACAUUGCGUCAGAAAGCAGUCGGGAAGAAUUUCACGACGAGCCUGAGGAAACUACAGGAGGUUACGGUUCAGUUACUAACCCUCCUCGACAUAAUUCUUCAUCGUCCGGAAACUAUCACCGGGAUUCUCAGUCUCGCUACCGACAGCAUUAAAUCCUGCUAUUUGCAGACUAAAUGCUGUUUGCAGACAAAAUGCUGCUACAAUGUCUAUUUGCAGUACUAGAUGCUGCUUCAAUGUCUAUAUGAAGUACUCAUUCCGGCUAUUUGCAGUACUUAUCAAUCCUGCAUGCUUUAUGCAAUAUGAAAUGCCGCAAUUUGUAGUAUUAAAUCUAGCUACUUGCUGAAUAAAAUGCCGAUAAAUGCAUUACAUAAUCCUGCCACAUGCAGUACUGAAUAUUACUAAAUCUUUGUUAGGACAAAGUAGUAAUUAGAAUCUCCCAUGUGGAAUUAUGGCUCUAUAAUUAUACAGAACGGCAAAUAUGUUGCCACUGAGUACUGUAAAUUUAUGGUUUCUUUUGGCAUGGUAUUCAAACUGUUCUUUUUUUGUUUAGAGACUUUUUGGAAUUUUGUUAACAUUUUUUUUAAUAAAGAGAAUACUUCACUGAAACUUAAAACUGUAAAAAUAGUAGAAAAUAAGAAACUUUUAGUAUGAAAUUGUGCAAGUGUACAAAAAACCCAGGAAUCAUCCGGGUUGCCAUGACAAAAAAAUAUUUUUUGCAUAUUUUUGCAAAAUGAAGUGCAAUGUUUUAACAGUAUUGUAUUUUUUGCCAGAAUUUUCUUAUUUAGUGUAGUUACCUAUGAGGUAAAUAACAAAGAUUUAUGGCCUAAUUGAUAAUAGAAAUUGUGAUAGUCAUAUAGAGGAAGAUUUAGAGAGGGUAUCUUUGUCUUAGAAUUUCUCACAAGUGUAAAUUGAGUUAAACAAAAAAAUCACCAAUCAGAUACAAGCAGAAAUUCAUUUCAUCAUUCAUGCCUAAAAAAAGUAGCUUAUGCUUUUCGACAAAGUAGAGCAUUUUUCUGUCACCUUUUGAAAUUAUUUUUAGAACUAAGGCUCAAAUUUGAACUAAAAGUUGUUUUUUUAUUGAAAAAAGCAUUUUGUUCUAAUGUCACACAAAAUGAAAAUUAUUGAUCUUCUCAAUGUCUGAAUGUAUAAAAUGUGAAUGAAUCCAUUUUAAUUGCAAAUAAAAAUAUUUUGACUUAUUUGGCUAGAAGUCAUAUGGUUGAGCAAUGGUGUAUCUGCUUUAUGUCGGCUAUUUCUGUUCUAGGCUGGUAUUCAAUAUUGGUCUUAAUUGGAUCUAAGAACGAUGUAGCUAAUCGAAUUACUUGUUAUAAUUAUCUGACCAAUAGAGUAAAUGAAGUCAGUGAUGUAUGACCAUAAGAUCGACUUAAGUCGCAUAUUGAAUACCACCCCAGAUGCUGAAGGGUGAAAAUAUUGUUUUGAAUAAUAAAUAGUGUUAUACACUGACACUGUGAAAUAUUUUGAAUUUUAAGCUUGUGUAUUGUAAAAAAUUUAUGAAAUUUAACUAUGAGAUCCGGUUUGGAAAAAAAUCAGACAAUCGUGAAAAAUUGUUCAGUAAAAUCAAAUCGCCAUCUGAUCCUUAGUGCGAAAUUUUGUUGGCUUUUUAAGUAUAAAGUAAAAUAUUGUGAGCCACGCCAGUUUAUGUUUUAAAAUUAAUUCAGUAUUCCACCAUGUCAAACUCACUUUACAUGUUCAUUACCAUAAUAUGCUAGAGUUUCAUUUAGAUGGAUUGACAUAUAUGUAUCUAAUUACUUAGUGAAAUUAGAAAAUAAGA
This is a messenger RNA of Mya arenaria, 2902 nucleotides long. Its product is annotated as rab effector Noc2-like. Gene Ontology annotation, biological process: intracellular protein transport. Gene Ontology annotation, molecular function: small GTPase binding. The transcript is spliced from 9 exons. The record is from RefSeq and is a predicted model, not a curated record. Lineage: Eukaryota; Metazoa; Mollusca; Bivalvia; Myida; Myidae. The coding region runs from base 129 to 1265 and encodes 378 amino acids.